AUGGUUCUUUGGUACGGGUUCCUUACUAUUGAGACAACUCAAGCUAAUUACAGUAGUGAACAACAACAACAACGAAAAAGAAAACAGAUAAAUAAAUGUUCGACAUUCGAUAAUAUAUAUGACAACAACAGAAAAACAAAAAUUUUUAAAUCAGCUAUAUCGACAUUAUCGACAUUGUCAUCGUCGUCAUCAUCAUCAACAAAUUCAUGGAUUUAUACAGAAGAAUUAAAAAAACGUUUUGAAGAACGAUAUCUAAUAUUAGAUGAUUUACAAUCAUUUUCCACUUGUCCAUACAUCAUUAUUCCGGUUUAUUGUGAACGAAUAAAAUUAAAAACAACAUCAACGAAACAAAAUUCAUGGAUUUAUACAAAAUCAUUGCGUGAACAAUUAGUCACUAAACAACAAUUAUUUAAUAAUAGACAUAGUUUAUUAUCGUUAUUCGAUGCAGACAAUUCGACAUAUUGUACGAAUCAUGGUUAUAACAAUGAUCGAGAUGAUUGCUCCUCAACCAAAGUUAAAAAGAGUAGAACAUCAUUUUUUCGAACUUCGAUGCCAAAUCUUUCUUUUUGGACACGUAAAAAAGGAGUGAUGCUGAAUAGAAAGUUAACGGAAGAUCUAGUUGAAGAAGAAAAUGAAGAUGCAACAAAUACAGAAGUCUCAUUACCAUUGAUAGAAAAUUUGUCAUUAACAACAACAAUGUCACAUUUACCAUUACCAGUAUUUAAACAACCGUCAAAAAUGACAUGUUUACGUAAAUUAUUUUUUAAAUCAUUGUUAGGAUCGAAAUCAAAACAAGAUAAUCAAACCAUCAUAACAUAA
Messenger RNA from Didymodactylos carnosus, 819 nucleotides. NCBI's taxonomy places the organism in Eukaryota, Metazoa, Rotifera, Eurotatoria, Philodinida, Philodinidae. The record is from the annotation of a GenBank genome assembly.